AUUUAUACAUUAAAAAAUACUACUAUAUGACUUACUACUUUGUAGCAGUAAGGGCAUCUAGUCUAGGACGUGAGCAGCAGAGGAGAGCAGACCCACCAACGCGAAACAUGACCGUUAUACUCCUCCGCAACGUUCCAAAUUCCCAGAUUUUAAAUUCUUCAUUUGCUGCCGACCGUUGAGCCUCACCUCACCUCUCAUCACCACCGCUCCCCAUUUACUUCACUCACGCAAUCCACCUCCACAGCUAAAACAAAAGGGAAAAUUUACCCGUUUCUUGGAUUCAUUGAUUCAUCCCCCUUUUCAAGAAAGCAGAUUAUGGCGGCCUUGGCACCGGGGAUUCUGUUGAAGCUCUUGGACGGGAUGAACACGGGGCUGAAGCCGACGAGCGAGCACCGGAGCUCGCUCGUGCAGGUCACCGACAUCGUCCCGGCGGAUCUCGACGAGAAGAACCUGCUUCCGAAGCACGGCUUCUACAUCAAGGUCUCUGACUCCUCGCAUUCCAUCUACGUCAGCCUUCCCUUCGACCAAGACGAUCUCGUCAUGAGCAACAAGAUGCAGUUGGGCCAGUUCAUCUACGUCGACCGCCUCGACCCGGGAUCGCCCGUCCCUGUCGUCAGGGGCGCCAAGCCCCUCCCUGGCCGCCACCCGCUCGUCGGCACGCCGGAGCCGCUCAUGGGCCUCAGGGCCAAGGGCGAGAGGACCGCCGCCAAAUUCUCCGCCCCCAAAAGGGCUUCGUGGGAUACCGGGAGUGACGCCGUCGAAUCGCCCAGGAUUUUGAAGCCGGUGCCCUUGGAUUUUGAUCAGUGUACGCCGGUGAAGGAGAGGCCGCCCAGUGCGGUCAAAUUCUCCGGGAAUUUUCAGAUGUCGCCGGCGAUCAGAGGGCGGGCGAUGAGGGAUGGGAGCGCCGUCAGGUCCUCGGCCGGCGGCGCUCUCCUAUCGAAAAUGAUGGAGACGCCGAUGAUGAGGAAGAGCUGCGUCAUCACGCCCUCUGUGUCUCGAAGCAGAAGUGUUUGCGACAGAAAGCAACGGAUUUCCAAGAGUCCCUUCAACUUAGCUGAGAAAAGGAGUUCGACUCCGCCUCCAUCGUUCGCCGCCGCAGAUUCGAAGCCCAAGAAUAGCUCAAACCCUCAAAUUCCAUCUGAUGAUUCAAAUUCCAUAAGCACAAGUAUUCACAUGAAUCUACCUGGAAAGCUCAGCAGUCUUGGAAAGGAGGCCGUGCAGCAGCGGGAAACAGCGCAGAAGAUCGCACUUGAAGCGCUACGAGACGCAUCCGCAACAGAGAAUCUCGUUCGCUCUCUCAAGGUAUUUUCAAACUUGACAAAAAAAGCAAAAGUAGAUUCCCCAGCAGCCUGCUUCGAUCAAUUCCUGGACUUCCACGCCCAAAUUCUACAAGUAGUGGCAGAAAUGACAUCCAUUCAAGCAGCAACCGCUGCUACCGAAAGAUCAAAAACAGAAGAAAGUAGAGUUCUAAAUGAAAUAGCCCCCAACUCAAUGGAGCGAAUGGAGCAUCAACCAAGCUCAGAUUCCAUUGCGUCCAAACGAGCUUCACAAAGGUCAGUGUUGGGGAAGCAUUUAAGAUCGUCAACCCUGAACCAGAAGGACGAGAACACAAAACCGGCAUCUUCGUCUUGCAGCCUGUCCAGCUCCAUCAGACUGGGAAAGCAGAUCGAGACUGAAGCGGGUAACUGGUUCAUGGAAUUCUUGGAGAAAGCGUUGGAGAAAGGAAGCAGAAAACCCAAAGGAACAGCAGAAACAGAUGCUCACAAACUUCCUCAGUCUCUUAUACUCAAAGUCAUAAACUGGGUAGAAGUGGAACAGAGUGACCCAAACAAAAGGCCAGUGCACCCUAGGGCUUCAAUCAUAGCUAGGAAGCUAAGGAUUAAGAUGAAGAACCCCUGAGUUCAAAUCAAGAUUAAUUCAUGGGAAAAAUAUUUCUGUUAUAUAUGAGUGUGAUCAGAUUACAGCUGCUAUAAAAUUACAUCUCUAUUUUUUUUA
Salvia miltiorrhiza (redroot sage) is the source of this 1995-nucleotide messenger RNA. RefSeq lists its product as uncharacterized. The transcript is spliced from 4 exons. Lineage: Eukaryota; Viridiplantae; Streptophyta; Magnoliopsida; Lamiales; Lamiaceae. The coding region runs from base 316 to 1899 and encodes 527 amino acids. The record is from RefSeq and is a predicted model, not a curated record.